AUGAGAAUGGAUUUCCCGGACCCCACCAACGACGAGAUCUACGAGAGCUUCAUCCAGACCAUGGGCAUCGACUUGGACGAGGAGGCUCGACUGCACACGCCUAGCUUCCGCACAAACAAUACAAUUGCCGUUGAUUUGGUGCAGGAGCAACCUGAGCAACCCGACGACGGGCAGAAUGGUGAUUUGGUCAAUCACGACAUGCAGGAGGCCAAGGAGGGAGUGACAGACAUAGACGAGAGAGAGAGAGAGAGAGAGAGAGAGCUGGUGCUGGCCAGCAAGCAGCCAGUGGAGUAUCAGAAGCCCAAAGGAAGCCCAAAGAGUACUUUGGAGCCUUCUACCGAAGUCGAGGAGGCCCAUGACGGAGAGGAGGGCGAGGAGGCGGACCUAGAGGAAGAUGAGGAGGAACAACCUGAUCCUGAUGAUGCUGACGAUGAAGACAAGGAUCAAGGCUGGGAUGAAGAAGGUGAUCAGGAGGGCCAGGAGUCCGGUGACGCCGAUCAGGGUGAGGAGUGGGCUGAUGAUGAUGAUGAUGAAGGGAUACCGACUUCGGGGUAUCCGGAUGAUGAGGGUAUGGAUGCUGCCGACCCGCCUGCUCCGGCUUCCUACCCCAAGCCGAAAUCCAUCCUGCGGGCGCCCUCCAGCAUCAGCGUCCAGUCGGAGAAGUCCUCAAUCAGCCCGGUGGGCGUGCGGGACGAUGACGGCAAGGUCAGAGUCUUGGACGAAAAGACCCGGCAAUCGAUCCAGGCCAUGACACACCCCAACCAGAUGGACGCCGGGGAACGUCGCCGGCAGCGCGAGGCCAUGAAGCGGUUCGAAUUUUUAAAGGCAUUUAUGCUUGACCCGAAUAUGGGCGAUAUGCACAUCGAAGCGAUCUACAGCGAGUGCUCGGGCAGCAUUGAUCAUUUGCAGUAUUCGGAGAAGCGGAACGAAGGUGCAAACGUGAACAAGGUGGGCACAAAGACCACAGCCAGGAAGCGGAUCGGAAAAGCCGACGAAACCACGAAAAAGAAGCUCGGGGAGAUCAUGACUUCCCAAGCUGCCGACUUUGUGAAGGGUCUGGACGACAAGGGGAAUAAGAAAGCUACAAAAGAGCCCAAGGUUCUGACGGAUGAAGAAGUGAGGAAACGUGAUUUUGAUAAGACGAUGAGCCAGAUCAACGAAUGCGUCUUCGCAGGGUACGAGGAUGAGUAUGUUUACGAGAAGGUGGAGGAGAAACGAGCCGAGAUCGAGGCCGCCAACAAAGCCGUCCUCUCAGCAGAGGAUAUCGUUGCCGGCCACUAUCGCUUGAACUCAGAGAGAAAGAAAGCAGAAAAGGCCGCUGCCAAAGAUGGUGUUACGGAUGGUGAGUACGACAGCAGCUGGGACACCGAAGCGUGGGAUUCCUCAGUUGCCGAAGCGCCGGCCAAACGAGCCCGCCGCGCCUAA
Symbiodinium sp. CCMP2592 is the source of this 1425-nucleotide messenger RNA. Lineage: Eukaryota; Dinophyceae; Suessiales; Symbiodiniaceae. The record is from the annotation of a GenBank genome assembly.